AUGGAGAAAAAAUAUGAAGGUUGUAUCACUUGCCAAUGUACUGAAAAUUUAUUCAACCUAUUUGCUGUAACUUGUGACGAAUAUUAUGGAACUUAUGCACAAGCUAUUGAAACCUGCUUUGAUUUAAAGGUAACCAGCGAUUUCAAGUAUAUUUGCAAGUCGUGUAUAGCUACACUGGAAGAUGCUACUAAAUUCAAGAACAAGACUAAAAGAAAUCUUGAUGCUCAAAAAACUACUAAAGCAGAUCAUGUGGAAUAUUUAGAUGAAGCAAUUCUGACGGAGGACGAGUGCGAAGGGUGGCAAACGUUGCUGCUGGAAGUGCGCAAGGAGGAAGAAGAGAGUAAGCCGUCUUUGCUGCACGCCGAGCCCACCAUAGACUGUCGGCUGUGCGGUGCCGAGCUUCGCGACUAUGAUGAUCACAUGAAGAGAUGCCAUAGCUCCAGCGACGAGGGAGAGAGGCGCAAGUACGCGUGCCACUUCUGCGAGAACGAGUACGCCAGCAAGAAGGCCUGCUUCACGCACCUUCGGAUGAAGCACGGCCUGAAACUAUGCAACGAAAACCCGAAGUACUCGGCGCGCGACCGCAAGGAGUGCCACGUCUGCGGCCGCGACUUCAGCCAGAAGCAGAUCCUCAACAACCACCUGUUGAAGGCGCACGGGAUUCAGGUGGAGAAGCGCAAGGCUUUCUUUUGCCCGCUGUGCCCGGAGCGCGUGAGCUACGGCAGCCAGUUCAGCGCGCACCUGCUGCACGCGCACGCCGUCACCGAGCGCGUCGAGCAGCUGGAGUUCGCCAACAUGGACGAAUUUCUGGCGUUCAAGAGCCUGAUCCAGGAGGAGACGAAGUACCGUUUCCGGAAGACGACGGCCAGCAAGCAGACCAUCGAGGGUGUGCGCUCCCACUACAUGUGCAGCCAGUCCGGCGUCUACGUCUAUCAGGGCAAAGGCAGGCGGCCGACGCCGGAGCGGCAGAUCUACAAGACGGGCAAGGCGUGCCCCGCCCACAUGGUCGUCACCGAAACGCUCCACAACGUCCUCGUCACCUUCUACACCACGCACGUCGGACACGGCAAGUGUCCUUACUACGAGGCGCGCGAGCCGAAGCGCGCGCGCGCCGCUUCGCCCGACGAUGUGGGCGGGGCCUGCGAGGUGGACGGGGCCUGCGAGACGGACGGGGCCUGCGAGACGGACGGGGCCUGUGAGGUGGGCGGAGCCUGCGAGGUGGGCGGGGCC
This is a messenger RNA of Aricia agestis (brown argus), 1230 nucleotides long. RefSeq lists its product as uncharacterized. The annotation marks the transcript as partial. The transcript is spliced from 10 exons. NCBI's taxonomy places the organism in Eukaryota, Metazoa, Arthropoda, Insecta, Lepidoptera, Lycaenidae. The record is from RefSeq and is a predicted model, not a curated record.